AUGGUAGGCAAGCUUGUGGUGAUGGGGCAGGAAGCCGUCCAGAACGCCAAACAGGGCAUGCGGGAAGACAUCUACAAGAAACACAUCUCCGCAGACAAAGUUCCAGAACGGCUUCCGUAUGCCAUCCAAACGACCUUCGUUGAGCUUCGCAGCCUGAAGCGCUUCGAGCGCAACAGCCUGCCACGGAAAGGAGAUCGCUGGGAGCUGGUGUUGCGCUUGCUGGGAGGAAUGCUGUGGGCCGCUGUGAUGCCGAACGAAUUCAGUUUGAAUGCCGCGGUCAGCAGCUGUGCCAAAGGCCGCUGGCAGCGGGCUUUGGCGCUGCCCAAGUGGCUGCCAGAGCUUCCAGUAGACCGGGUGGGCUACAACGCCCAGAUCCGAAUCUGCGAGGAGGUGCAGCGAUGGAAGUUGAGCUUUUCCUUGUUGGGAAAGAUGAGGGCCAACGGCCUGGUGCCGGAUCUCAUUGGCUUCAGUGCGGCCAUGGCGGCUUGCGAGAGGACAGGGAAGUGGGAGCUAGGGAUCCAAAGCCUCGCCUCCAUGCAUGCACUGCGGAUGCAAGUCGACGAGCUCUGCUGGAGUUGUGCGAUGAGCGCCUGCGACAGCUCUGGGCACUGGCAAGCUGUCUUGGCCUUGAUGGCGGAAGCUCGAAAGAAACGAUGCCUGGGUGAUGCCGUCGCCUAUGGCAUUGCCAUCCGCGCCUGCUGUACGGGUUUGCUAUGGCAGCAGGCGCUCAACAUGCUGUGCUUUGCAGAUGUGGAUCUCACUGGGGACAUGAUUUGUUGCGGUGCGGCAGCCACUGCCUGUUUCGAUGCCCUCGUCCUGGGGAGGUCGUUGGAGCUGAUGGAGUCCAUGCAUGCGCAAAGCCGAAGUCUUUGCAAAGCUGGGGAGGAUGCCAAGAUGAAGCAGCCGGCAAAAAGGCUGGAAGAAAAGCGACUCCAAGACGAAGAGCAGUGGAAGGCCCAGAUCCUGAAGCUGCUUGGGGAGGUGAAAAAGGUGGAGCAAGCUUCGGCCUCGUUGUCGCAGGAGAUCGGACGCACGGUAUCCUUAAAGCUACCUUGCAAGGUCCACUUAGACGCCGGCGGCCAAGAUGUCGUCCGCCGAUACGAGGAGGAGAGCGGGCGUCGACUCGAGCUCGAAGAGCGCUGUCUGCAGCUCGAGGAGAAAGUGCGCGCCGGCAAGGAGAAGGGCCGCGAUGCGGAGCUGCAGCAGAAGCUGAAGCAAUGCCAGCAGGCCAAACAGACAGUUGAGGAGCUGGCGAAGCAGAACGAAGAGCAGCUGGCUGUGAUGGGACCUGGGUCAGCCAGCCACCCCAACAACGGCAAAGCCGUGAAGCCGCCCGCAGAGCUGAAGAGGUGCACGCAGAAGCUUUUCUGGGAUGGCCUAGAGCACGGGCACAAGUAUUCUUUGUUUUCCGACCUGUUGGAGGCAGUGAAGGAUGCCCUGCAAGCCUUUCUUGGCCUUCCUGCUCGGGGUUUCCCAGUUCCUCUUCUACAGCGCUGGAAGCAUCACGGCCCGUUUGGCAAGGUCAUGGCUUCUCCGGUGGAGCGCACCGAAGAUGAUGGGCGCCUUGGCCACGGCAGUUUUGAGGUUUUCAGAUGGGGUUUUGGCUGGGUACCGAAGAUCAUGGGAAAAGCCAAGAACGAGCCGUUCCAUCGCUACUUUUACAAGAUGGCCACGACGGAUGACGGUCUUCAAUCGGGGCCUUGCCCAGACAAGGUCGUGCACGUGCACGCGACUUUGAACUCGGACCCAUCCUUGGCUAAGGCCGCCAAGGCGAAGGUGAUGUGCGCAGCCGAUGGCAGUUGCGUUAAUGCGGAGGCGGAUGGGCUUUUGCUCAAGGCCAAUUUCUUGUCCUGGAACCAGGCCCAGAAGCUGUGCAAGAACAGGGCCAUGGCGCUGUUCGCGAACCCAGUCCUCUGCAUGACAUACGGUGCCAGUGACGGACGCCUGCCGCCCGGCGCCAUUCGACGUGGUGGCAGUGUCCCUGUGCGAAAAGCUGGUACAGGCCCCGUGCUGCCCCACCCCUUGGCGAAGCAGCCUCGGAGUUCGAGCCCGGCGGCUGGCCAAGUGCAGAGGACUCCACCACCUUUUGGCGCGGGGAUCCAUCGAGUGGCCAAUAGUGACUCGAGGCCAAACAGUGGCGCAAGCCGUCCAAGCAGUUCUCAGCGUGCGGAGAGCGAGGCGGACCUGGGUAUUGAUGAUACCAUCCCCAGCGAGUCCGAUGACUCCUCUGACGAGGAGGAGUCGGAGCCCAUCAUUCGCCAAAAGCGCGGGGCCUUCCUGGACCCCAGCUCCAUGACCCGGCCUCCGCCCGCGGGGUUCGGAGACAUAAACAUGAUCGAAGAGAUAGAGAAGCAAGCAGAUGAAGUCAAGCACGCACGCUUGGAGGUGAAACUUCGAGAAAUGGUCCUCGAGGUUGUUGCACCGACCGUGGAACGCGCAGUUCGAAUGCAAAACCAUUGUGACCACCUGGCCAAGCGCAUAGAGAGUCAGCAUAGUGUGCUGACCAUGAUGGCCAAAGACGUGACCACGGCGAUGGAGAAGCUGGGUCUCGUUGGCGAGUUCAAGAAACAGCUCGAUGACUUCUGGGGCAGUCAGAAGGACUUGGAG
Symbiodinium sp. CCMP2592 is the source of this 2607-nucleotide messenger RNA. NCBI's taxonomy places the organism in Eukaryota, Dinophyceae, Suessiales, Symbiodiniaceae. The record is from the annotation of a GenBank genome assembly.